Molecule: messenger RNA, 528 nt
Organism: Colletotrichum lupini
Lineage: Eukaryota; Fungi; Ascomycota; Sordariomycetes; Glomerellales; Glomerellaceae
Exons: 1
Coding region: 1-528 (175 amino acids)
Source: RefSeq, a predicted model, not a curated record
AUGGCUCGUGUUCCAACAAUAGCCAACGUCGUCCGCGGUGCAGGCGUCAACAUCGUACUCAAAGCAGACCAACCCACAGGCCGCACCGUCUCCGGGAUCGUCCAGGAUGUGCUCACGCGCGGCAACCACCCUCGAGGCAUCAAAGUCCGGCUCUCCGACGGCCGGGUCGGACGAGUUCAGUCUCAUACCGAUGGCAGGCAGCAAGCACAAGAUCCGUCAUUUAUAUCCUCGGAAGUCGCCGACGGCUCGACCGGGUAUGGAGACUCACGUAGACCUCCCCGCCGUGGCGGCGGUCGCAGGCAAGAUGCCGAGCCUGAGUUGCCUUCGGCGCAGGUUGGACUUGAGGCUUACAUUCGGCCUGCUAAGCAGAAGAAUGGUGGGCGAGGUAGAGCGGCUGCGAACUCUGACGCUGAGGUGCAGGAAGUGGCGCCUACUCCGGUUUCUGAGACCGUGACCUGCCCUGUCUGCGGCGAGUUUGAGGGUGAUGCUGCUGCUGUUGAGCACCAUGUCGCGGGUCACUUUGACUGA